Molecule: messenger RNA, 1713 nt
Organism: Sphenostylis stenocarpa
Lineage: Eukaryota; Viridiplantae; Streptophyta; Magnoliopsida; Fabales; Fabaceae
Source: the annotation of a GenBank genome assembly
AUGGCUUGUCACUUGGUUUCAGGAUGGGAUAUGGCACCUUACAUCGAGGCAAUUGAUUCCCAGCAUUUGUUUUACUUCACUAUACGAUGUUUAUGUGAUAAUUUACGAAUUCGGUGGGAGUCAUCUCGUAGCCGAACCAAGGAACGUGCCUUAAUGAUGAUGGAUAACUUGGUUAAACAUAUUUAUGAAUCGUCUCCAUCGAUAGCAGAAAGAAUUGCUUUCAGUUAUGCUGUUUAUAUGCCUAGUAUUCCUGCACUAAGGAAGGAAUAUGCAUUACUUUUGGUGCGAUGCGGUUUGAUAGGGGAGGCAAUGAAGGAAUUUGAAGAUUUAGAAUUAUGGGAUAAUCUUAUAUAUUGCUACAGUCUGUUGGAGAAGAAAGCAAGUGCUGUUGAACUUAUCAGAAAACGUCUCUCAGAAAAACCAAAUGAUCCCAGAUUAUGGUGCUCCCUGGGUGACACUACUGCUAAUGAUGCAUACUAUGAAAAAGCUCUGGAAGUUUCAAACAAUAGAUCUGUUAGGGCAAAGUGUUCUCUGGCUCGUAGUGCGUAUCACAGAGGAGACUAUAUGACAUCUAAAAUUUUGUGGGAGUCUGCAAUGUCAAUGAAUUCUAUGUAUCCUGAUGGUUGGUUUUCAUUUGGGGCUGCUGCGUUGAAGUAUGACAAGCUUACUGGCAAAGUUUUACAGGCGCAGGAUAAAGAAAAGGCCCUGGAUGCAUUUACUCGUGCUGUUCAACUUGACCCUGAAAAUGGGGAAGCUUGGAAUAACAUCGCUUGCUUGCUUAUGAUCAAGAAAAAGAGCAAGGAGGCCUUCAUUGCAUUUAAAGAAGCCUUGAAAUUCAAACGAAACAGCUGGAGAAUGUGGGAAACGUACGGCCUUGUUGCUGUUGACAUUGGCAAUAUCAGUCAGGCACUUGAAGCUGUCCAGAUGAUUUUAGACAUGACCAAUAAUAAGGUAGUAGCUUAUGAGUUAUUGGAAAGAAUCACAAUGGAGGUGGAAAAGCGGGUUGCUACAAAUAAUGCGCCGCCUUUGAUAACUGAUAAGAAGCCUAAAACAGAUCAAUUCUGCAUUGUCGAUUCGGGAUCAGAAUGCCAAGAGCAAGUAUCUGUUGCAGGAGGAUCACGUGAAACUGAACAAUUAUUAUUAUUACUUGGAAAAGUUUUACAGCAGAUAGUUAAAAGUGGGAGUGGAUGUGGACCUGAUAUCUGGGGCUUAUAUGCCAAAUGGCACAGAAUUAAUGCAGAUCUCACUAUGUGUUCUGAAGCCCUAUUAAAGCAGGUUAGGUCACUCCAGGGAUCUGAUACAUGGAAGGAUCCACAUCGCUUCAAAAAGUUUGCAAAAGCAUCUUUGGAGCUUUGCCAGGUGUACGGGGAAAUUUUUUCAUCUGGUGGUAGUAUUAAACAAUUGUCUACGGCUGAGAUGCACUUGAAGAAUGUGAUCAGACAGGCUGAGACCUUUUCCGAUACCGAAGAGUUCAGGGAUCUUCAGGCUUGCUAUGAUGAAGUGAUAGCUUCUAAAUUUUCAUCCACAGGAAAUGUCAAGAAGGAUGCUUUCAGAAUCCAGAAUAUGACAAAUAUUGAAAACAUCACCGAUUGGAAUAUACUUUCUAACACGCGUGUCUAUCAAGAUGAAGGCCAGUGUGGGAAAUAUAGCUGUCUCCACGUGAUGAAACAGAUUUAUGACACUGAGAUCAUUUUGGUUUUAAACAAUGGUUAA